Closterium sp. NIES-65 is the source of this 483-nucleotide messenger RNA. Lineage: Eukaryota; Viridiplantae; Streptophyta; Zygnematophyceae; Desmidiales; Closteriaceae. The record is from the annotation of a GenBank genome assembly.
AUGGUGCAGAGGGAUCCAGGCGCCAAGGCGCUCGUGUUCAGCCAGUUCACGUCCAUGCUCGACCUCAUUGCAUACCGCCUGCACCAGGUGGGAGUGCGGUGUGUGAAGCUGGAUGGCAGCAUGACAAUGGACGCUCGGAAUCGCAUCAUUUCCACCUUCACUCGCGAUGCUGACUGCCGGGUGUUCCUCAUGAGUCUUAAGGCGGGAGGAGUGGCUCUCAACCUCACCGUUGCUUCCCACGUCUUUCUGAUGGACCCUUGGUGGAACCCUGCUGUGGAGCAGCAAGCGCAGGACAGAAUUCACAGGCUCGGGCAGUUCAAGCCUGUCAGGGUGACGCGGUUUGUGAUAGCAGGCACAAUAGAGGAGCGCAUUAUAAAGCUGCAAGAGAAGAAGCAACUGGUGUUUGAUGGCACGGUGGGAGGAUCAUCAGAGGCGUUGGGCCGGCUGACAGAGGACGACCUGCGCUUCCUCUUCACCAACUGA